Molecule: messenger RNA, 2218 nt
Organism: Erythranthe guttata (spotted monkey flower)
Lineage: Eukaryota; Viridiplantae; Streptophyta; Magnoliopsida; Lamiales; Phrymaceae
Product: ENTH/ANTH/VHS superfamily protein
Biological process (GO): clathrin coat assembly; vesicle budding from membrane; clathrin-dependent endocytosis
Cellular component (GO): clathrin-coated pit; clathrin-coated vesicle
Molecular function (GO): clathrin heavy chain binding; 1-phosphatidylinositol binding; phosphatidylinositol-4,5-bisphosphate binding
Source: RefSeq, a predicted model, not a curated record
UUAAUAAUUAAUAAUUAAGAAAAAGAAGAGAAAAAUACAAACACAGCGAAUUCUCUCAUUUUCUAUUCUGUCAUUCAACAACAACCCAUUCCCCUUUCUCUCUCUAUAGUAACAGCAUAACAGCAGCAGGAAGAGAGAGAAAAAGGCAUAGUAAUUACAUACCCCGAACGGAGUUAAAGUACAGAAGAGGAAAAAACCGAGGGCGAUCUGAACGGAAAAUGGGGACACUUCAGUCAUGGAGAAAAGCGUACGGCGCUCUUAAAGACCAGACUAAAGUCGGCCUUGCCCAUGUCAAUUCCGAUUUCAAGGAUGUGGAUGUGGCGAUCGUGAAGGCUACAAAUCAUGUGGAGUGUCCGCCCAAAGAUAGACACCUCAGGAAAAUUAUGGUUGCCACAUCGGCUAUGCGGCCUCGGGUUGAUGUUGCAUACUGCGUACAUGCACUUGCGAGACGACUGGCAAAGACACAUAAUUGGACGGUCGCCCUGAAGACGUUAAUAGUUAUUCAUAGAACGAUAAGAGAAGGUGAUCCCACAUUUAGAGAGGAACUCCUCAAUUUCCAACAAAGGGGCCGUGUCCUCCAAAUGUCUAAUUUCAAGGAUGAUUCAAGCCCCAUAGCUUGGGAUUGCUCUGCCUGGGUCAGAACGUAUGGAGUCUUCUUGGAAGAACGUUUAGAGUGCUUUAAGAUACUUAAGUAUGAUAUUGAAGCCGAGCGUCUUCCUAGACCUGCACAAGGAGAAGAUAAGGGUUACGGUAGAACUAGAGACUUGGACAGUGAAGAACUUUUAGAUCAGUUGCCUGCUUUGCAGCAGCUGCUAUAUCGUCUUAUUGGAUGUCGGCCUGAAGGAGCAGCUGUGGGCAAUUACGUGAUUCAGUACGCCCUUGCCUUGGUACUCAAAGAGAGCUUUAAGAUAUAUUGCGCCAUAAAUGAUGGGAUAAUCAAUCUUGUUGACAAGUUCUUUGAGAUGCCAAGACAUGAAGCCAUGAAAGCACUAGAUAUCUAUAAAAGAGCUGGACAGCAGGCCAAUAGUCUAUCCAAUUUCUAUGAAGUUUGUAAAGGACUCGAACUUGCCCGAAAUUUCCAGUUCCCCGUGUUGAGAGAGCCUCCACCGUCUUUUCUAGUGACCAUGGAAGAGUAUAUAAAAGAAGCUCCUAGAAUGGUUUCUCUUCCAAGCGUGACCUUGGAGUAUCCGGAAAGGUUGAUGCUUACAUAUAAAGAAGAGGAUAAUCCUCCACCUAGUGAAGAUACAAAAUUGACGGAGGAGGAACCUAUGCCGCCGCCGCCACCACCGGCGGCAGAAGAAAUUGCCAUCCCAACUGUUGAGGCAGCUGUUCCGCCACCUCAUCCAACCAACUUGGGCACAGAUGAUUUACUCGGGCUGAACGUAACUACAGAAGCUGCAUCUGUCAUCGAGGAAAGAAAUGCGCUGGCUUUAGCCAUAGUUCCAUCUGGCACUACAACAUUUUCCGAUUCAUCACAAGCAAACAAAUUCGAUCCCACUGGAUGGGAACUUGCCCUUGUUACCGCUCCCAGCGCCAACUUAUCAUCAGUUCAAGAGAGGCAAUUGGCGGGUGGACUGGACACGCUAACACUAGAAAGUUUAUACGACGAAGGAGCGUAUAGAGCAUCACAAAGGCCAGUAUACGGAGCUCCUACUCCUAAUCCGUUUGAAGUUUCCGAUCCUUUUGCUAUGUCUAACAAUGUUCCGAUGCCUCCAUCUGUUCAAAUGGCUACUAUGCAACAGAACAAUCCAUUUGGUCCAUUUCAGCAGCAGUCUUCUUAUCCACAUCAAUUCCAACAGCAGCAGCAGCACUUACAGAUGGGCCCACAAAACCCGUUCGGCGAUUCUGGGUUUGGAUCGUUUCCUACUCACCCUCAGACAGCAGCAAAUCCAUUUGGGGGUAGCAGCCUUUUGUAACGAAAUAAUGCACACACCACCACACAUAGUGAAUGUAAUUUUCUCGGCUUUAUUUAGUUGAUUCUUUCUUUAUUUUAUUUUAUUCUAUUAUAUAUAUAUAGAUAUAUAUGUAUUUGAAGAAAAUGAGUGUGAAAAGAGUUGAUGAUGAUGAUGAUAAUGUGUUGUUGAUUCAAUGGGAAGCUGGUUCUUGACUUUGUCUUGAGUUGUAAAAAUAGUUGUUGGGCUCUCUGAAAAAUAUGUUUUAACUGUUACUUGUUAUGAUACUGAGUAGUAACCAGUGAUUUUUUUAUUUAUUUAUAAUU